Messenger RNA from Arachis duranensis, 1901 nucleotides. Its product is annotated as type III polyketide synthase A. The coding region runs from base 213 to 1379 and encodes 388 amino acids. Gene Ontology annotation, biological process: polyketide biosynthetic process. Lineage: Eukaryota; Viridiplantae; Streptophyta; Magnoliopsida; Fabales; Fabaceae. The record is from RefSeq and is a predicted model, not a curated record. Gene Ontology annotation, molecular function: acyltransferase activity, transferring groups other than amino-acyl groups. The transcript has 2 exons.
CAUGUCUCACACAUUCAAACACUAUGAACUGAAAAAAAUGUUACCAACACACCAUCAAAUUAAUGUUUCCAACUAGCAUGCGAGACUUGCUUGACACCAACUUCUCAAAUAACAAGCCAAGCUCCUAUUUAUAUAACCCCAUAACUCUUAAUUGCAUAAGUAAGAAAUCUAUAUUAAAAUUCAAGAACUUGUAUUGAAGAAAACUCACAAAGAUGACACAAGGUAAGUUGAAUGGUAGUUCCAAGGAGCAUGCUGCAUGCACUAGGCGUGUUCCUACGCCAGGGGUAGCAACAAUACUUGCAAUAGGGAAGGCAUUCCCAAGCCAAAUCAUCCCUCAAGAAUGCUUAGUGGAAGGUUAUAUUCGUGACACAAAGUGUGAGGAUUCAUAUAUUAAGGAGAAGUUGGAGCGUCUAUGUAAAAACACUACUGUGAAGACAAGAUACACAGUGAUGUCAAAGGAGAUUCUAGACAAAUACCCUGAGUUGGCCACAGAGGGCUCAGCAACCAUAAAGCAAAAGCUGGAAAUAGCAAAUCCGGCCGUUGUAGAGAUGGCUACCAAUGCCAGCCUUGCCUGCAUCAAGGAAUGGGGAAGGCCUGCACAAGACAUCACUCACAUAGUCUACGUCUCGUCCAGUGAAAUUCGGUUGCCGGGAGGAGACCUCUAUCUGGCCAAUGAGCUUGGCUUGAGGAGCGAUGUCAGUCGAGUAAUGCUCUACUUUCUUGGCUGCUACGGCGGAGUCACUGGCCUAAGAGUCGCUAAGGACAUAGCGGAAAAUAAUCUUGGUAGCAGGGUUCUACUCACAACAUCUGAGACUACUAUACUUGGCUUCAGACCCCCCAACAAAUCUAGGCCUUAUGAUCUCGUUGGGGCUGCGCUUUUUGGCGAUGGAGCAGCCGCAGUUAUAAUUGGAGCCAACCCUGUUUUGGGACAAGAAUCUCCCUUCAUGGAGCUCAACUAUGCUGUCCAAAAAUUCGUGCCGGAGACACACACUGUGAUUGAUGGUAGGCUCUCUGAGGAGGGUAUAAACUUCAAACUCGGACGAGACCUUCCUCAGAAAAUCGAAGACAACAUCGAGGAGUUCUGCAAGAAGCUCAUGGCUAAGAGCAACAUCAAGGAUUUCAAUGAGCUAUUCUGGGCUGUUCAUCCCGGGGGACCUGCAAUCCUCAACAAACUAGAGAGUACACUCAAAUUGAGCAGUGAGAAGCUUGAUUGUAGUAGAAAGGCACUAAUGGAUUAUGGGAAUGUUAGUAGCAACACCAUAUUCUAUGUGAUGGAGUACAUGAGAGAGUACUUGAAAGAAGGAAGGGAGGAAUGGGGUCUCGGAUUGGCGUUCGGUCCGGGAAUUACUUUCGAAGGAAUUCUCCUACGUAGUCUGUAAUCUUACAGCUCCAGGUCUUGGAGAUUUAAGCUUCUCUACCUAACCUUUUCUUUACCAGAACAAAAUUUAAUCUUAAACAAGCAUUUGUCUUCAUAUAGCAAUUGGAAGAUGUACUAAGUGGUGUUCUGUUAUGGUGGUUUAAGAUGUUUUUCUAACAAUAAAGUAUGAUGUAGUAAAUUACUAUAUGAACAUCAAGACCAAAAGUUAUUUGGUUGGUAUAGCCUUUGGAUUUUGGGUGAAAUGCAAUGAAUUGCCAAAAGAACCCUAUGAAUGCAAUACUUUUUUUUUUUGGGUAAACUACCAAAAUCGCACCCUAUUUUUGGAAAUGCUAACCAAAAUAUUUUGAAGACAUUUUUGUGGUUAACAAAAGUAAGAUCAGCAUAUUAAAAAUCGGGGUCAAUUUUGGUAGUUAAUUCACAUCGAUGCCAAUGAAAUUUGAACCUCAUAAUAUUAUGCAUACCCCUCAACCUUCACUGAAAUAAAUGGCUACGGUUCUCAGAAUUGGAGUAAUCAGAUUUCUAG